CUUUAAUCUCAUGCCCGUUGCGUCGCUUUGCCCCUCCGUCUCCCACAUCGCCCCCUUUCUCGCCACACGGAGUCGAAGGAAAGAAGAGGUUGAGUCGGGCUCCUCCGUCUCCCACAUCGCCCCCGUUUCUACCCCGUCCACCCCGCUUCCUCGCCUCCUCCCCUUCUUCCUGCCCAUUUUCCAAUUUUCCGGGUUCCUCCCUUUUCCCCUCGACUCGUUGCGUGAAGAGGAGCUACAGCGACGGCGAGCUGUGAUGGGCACCGGGGGCAAGGUUGAUAUGUUCUAUUUAGAGAAAAUGCUUUCCAAACUAGAACAAGAAGAGACAUUUAUGCUCAGAACAAAAAGGACUCGUGUUGUCUCAUCACUGGCCUCAUCAGCAGCACUUCCAGGUCUUCAUGGUUGUUUGGGGAUUCUGGGAGGCAUUUCAGUGGGCCACAUGGUGUCCCAGUUGUCGGCAGGCAGUGCAAAGCUUCAAUAUAGAUUCAAAAUGCAGCUGUAAAUCCACUUCACUCCCAUCUGGUAAGGUUGUUUCAUUGUGGCUGGUAGAUCAAUUACUUAAUGCUAUGAAAAGGAGGUAAUCAUUUUUGAAUUGGAAUUUCUUUUUAUUACAACCAAUUUACCUUUUAAUUUUUUAUUUCAUAUAGGAAUUUUUGUUCUUUUAUCUAUUGAAAUGGGUUGUGCAAAAUUAAUUGAUUUUUUUAUUGCCUGGAAUUUUUGUUCUUUUUUCAUUACCUUGGUAAUUGUAGUUGUCAAUCAUAGAAUUGAUGGAUUGAAAGCACAUGAUAAAUGCCAAAUAUGAUAAAUGCUUCGUCAAUGAUAACUCAAAGAAUAAAGCCUUUCUUAACUUUAUGCUAAAAUUUGGCCACUAGAUUGGAUCCAUUCUCAUGCCCUGGACAUUAAGUUUUGUAAAUCAUCACAUAUGUUAUGUUGCCUCUUCAACUCAUGACAUCCAGUCUUGUAAAUUUAUCACAUAUGUUAUGUUGCCUCUUCAACUCAUGACAUCCAGUCUUGUAAAUUUAUCACAUAUGUUAUGUUGCCUCUUUUGUUUUUUUCCCACUUUGUAGUUUUUGCUUUUUAUAUUGUGUUAUUGAUAUUUCAACAAUGUGAAGUAUUUAG
Molecule: messenger RNA, 1116 nt
Organism: Zingiber officinale
Lineage: Eukaryota; Viridiplantae; Streptophyta; Magnoliopsida; Zingiberales; Zingiberaceae
Exons: 3
Coding region: 11-499 (162 amino acids)
Source: RefSeq, a predicted model, not a curated record